AGUAUAAAGCUUCAGCCUCCUCCGACGACUCGUGCCUGACUCCCUGCCAACCUGUGUGAAGCUAGAAAGAGGAAUAGCGAGAGAGAGAGAGAGGGAGGGAAGAGGAAGAGAGAGGGAAAGAGAGAGAAUGGAUUUUUUUGGAAGGAAAUAAACAGAGCAGCCUGGAAAUCGACCUUUCCGUCACCAGUUUUGGCAUCCAGCGAUAGCACCUCUCCCGCUUCUCUGCAUGAGGGGGCAGCAGCGCUUGGACUCCAGUUUGACGGACAAGCACGCAGUCAAUGGGAAUCCCACUGUGGAGCCUUUUCCAGAAGGCAUGGAGACAAUCAUGUUUGGUUUAGGCUGUUUCUGGGGAGCUGAGAGACUUUUCUGGCAGCUUCCAGGAGUCUUCUCCACACAGGUGGGCUACGCCGGCGGCUUCACCCCCAACCCUACUUACCACGAGGUCUGCACAGGUCAGACGGGUCACGCCGAGGUGGUGAGGGUGGUCUUCUCCCCUAAAGACGUCAGCCUCGAGGAGCUGCUCAAGCACUUUUGGGAACGCCACGAUCCCACACAAGGUAUGAAGCAGCAGAAUGACCAUGGCACUCAGUAUCGCUCAGCCAUUUACGUAUCCAACCCUGCUCAACAGGAGCUCGUUUUGAAGAGCAAAGUGGCCUUCCAGCAGGAGCUGGAUAAAAAAGACUUCGGUCCCAUCACCACAGAGAUCCGGGAGGGCCAGACGUUCUUCUACGCCGAGGACUAUCACCAGCAGUACCUGAAGAAGGUACCUAAAGGCUACUGUGGCCUCAAAGGCACCGGAGUCUCGUGUCCCAUCGGAGGCGGGAAGGAUGAACUGUGAAUCACAGUUGAUCCUUUCUCACCACACAUCCCUCACAGACUGUGAGAAAAGGAUGAGGAUUUAUGAAUGGUGUUAUUUCGUCAUUUAUUGUCCUUUUAUCUUGCCUUUUUCUGGCCUUUUUAAAAAUAUUUGAUACACUGGUUAAAUAUAUGCACUUCCAGUGUACGUAUUAGCACUUACAAACAUAAUAACAUAUUACAGGGUUCCCACGCGUCCUGAAAAACCUAGAAAACAGGUGACCAAUUUUCCAGUCAUUGAAAACAUAUGGAAAAUGAGAAAAAAUCAUGCGUGUCCUGGCAAAUUACUUCAACAUUCUCCUAUUUUCCUUUAGCUGAUAAUUAACUGCAAUGUAGGGUAUCUAUCAGACCUACCUAAAACGGAUAACGUUGCCAUCUGAAUGUUAUGUUCAGGAUCAUAUUAACGUUCAAAUGGUGGUUUAGAGAGAUUUUUUUGAAUAGGCUACACUUGGUGUCAUGUCACAUGCAGGUUGGAUGACAACAGUAACGUUCCCAACUUGUUAUAAACGUUUGAAUACUGUUAAAUUUGUUAACAUGUUUGGUUCAUUUGCUAAAGGUGACGUGUUAUUUCUAAGCAUGUAAGAGAUUAUUUCAUAGAUAACUUAUAGCCAUUGACUGCACAUCUUUUAAAUCAGUCUUCCGCAUAGAGGAGUAUAUUAGUGUAUGGUGUCAUUCGUGCUAGAUCAUCACUGGAAAUGUCCUGGAAAAGUCCUGGAAAAUGAUCUUUAGAAAUGAGUGGGAACCGUGAUAUCAAUAAGCUUGCAAAUACUUUAUUAAUACUCUGGGAAUUUUUCAAUCAAAGUUUCAAUAUAUGUUUUUGCUGUCUGUCAGCUCUGGAGAAAGAAUCAGAAUCAGCUUUAUUGGCUAAGUGUGUGUACACAUGAAAAUAAUUUGACUCCAGUUUGUCGUUGCUCUCAAUGUAAACAGAAAUAGACAUACAGCU
Sebastes umbrosus (honeycomb rockfish) is the source of this 1798-nucleotide messenger RNA. It is a transcript of the gene msrab, whose product is annotated as mitochondrial peptide methionine sulfoxide reductase. The record is from RefSeq and is a predicted model, not a curated record. The transcript has 6 exons. The coding region runs from base 227 to 838 and encodes 203 amino acids. Gene Ontology annotation, molecular function: peptide-methionine (S)-S-oxide reductase activity. Gene Ontology annotation, cellular component: cytoplasm. Lineage: Eukaryota; Metazoa; Chordata; Actinopteri; Perciformes; Sebastidae. Gene Ontology annotation, biological process: cellular response to oxidative stress.